AGGUCGUGCUUUGUGGCAGGUUAACAUCACGUUUUGACUGUCUUUUCAGGGCUUAAAAAGGAUGAUGCACGUUGGUCCAUCUCGACGCAGCUGAGGGAAACGUCAGUGAACAGCCGAGUGUGCGUCACCGUGACGUUGGAGCGUAGUAGAGGCGAGCACCAACCACAUGAAUGACCUGAAGAGAGCAUACAGGCGCCUUCAUUUCAGAUAGGAAAGGACAGGGCUACAGCGCGACGUACUGAAGCGGUUUAACGUUUAUCCACCGAGUAUAUUCUUUUUCAACUUUUACGUCGCUCUUUGGAAUAUCACAGGUCACACAUUUCUGCCAUGGCACGAGGAGAGGGCGCAGAGCAAUACGCUGCGGGUUUAUUGUCUGUGAAGCCUGUUGUAAAUGCAGAGAUCAAGGCAAAGAAAACAGGGCAGAGAAAUGGUCUGUCUGUGUGGAACAAACUGUGUUAUGCCAUCGGUGGUGCUCCCUACCAGAUGACAGGCAGCGCUCUGGGUUUCUUUCUCCAGAUCUACCUCCUGGACGUGGCACUGCUGGACCCUUCACAUGCCUCGGUCAUCCUGUUUGUGGGGCGGGCCUGGGAUGCAGUCACUGAUCCCACUGUGGGCUUCCUGGUCAGCCGGAGCAGGUGGACAGGCAUCGGACGUAUGAUGCCAUGGAUUCUCUUAUCUACGCCUUUUGCAGUGGUGACUUAUUUUCUGAUAUGGUAUGUGCCUCCAUUUGAACAAGGCAAAGUCAUCUGGUACUUGGUGUUUUACUGCCUAUUCCAGUCAAUGCAGACGUGUUUUCAUGUGCCUUACUCGGCUCUCACCAUGUUCAUAAGUAAAGAUCAGAAAGAACGGGACUCUGCCACUGCCUAUCGUAUGAUGGUGGAAGUGUUGGGAAGUGUUCUGGGUACAGCCAUCCAAGGGCAAAUAGUCGGUGGGGCUACUGUAGACUGUCCUACUGAGCCAGAUGUGUUAUCCUUGACAAAUUCCUCCCAAAUCAACACAACCAGAAUCUCACUAGAAGAUACGAAACAAGCCUACAUGUUUGCAUCUGGUGUCAUCUGUUUAAUCUACGUCCUCUGUGCUGCUGUCCUGUUUUUGGGUGUAAAGGAGCAAAAAGACAACGGACGAAAAACGUCUGCGCCUCUCACUUUCCAGCGUGGACUAUGGCUGGUGAUGAGCCACGGCCCAUAUGUAAAACUGGUUAUCAGCUUCCUCUUCACAUCGCUGGGCUUCAUGCUCAUAGAGGGAAACUUUGCCCUUUUCAUCACGUACACCCUUGGCCACAGAAAGGACUUUCAGAACAUUCUUCUUGUAAUCAUGAUGUCUGGUACUCUGACCAUUCCUUUCUGGCAAUGGUUCCUUACUCGCUUUGGCAAGAAGACAGCUGUUUAUAUCGGCAACUCUUGGGCACUUCCUUUUAUGAUCCUUAUAGUUUCCAUUAAAAGCAACUUGGUCAUUUCCUACCUGGUGUCUAUAGCUGCUGGAGUGAGUGUGGCGGCAUCAUUCUUAUUGCCCUGGUCCAUGCUUCCAGAUGUGGUGGAUGACUUCAAACUUAAAAAUCCAGACGUUCAUGGAUACGAAGCAAUCUUCUAUUCUUUCUACGUCUUCUUCCUCAAGUUUGCUUCUGGCGUCUCCUUGGGCAUCUCCACUCUCAGUUUAAAAUUUGCAGGAUAUGUGACCGGAGCUUGCUCCCAGCCGGAGUCCGUUAGUUUAACCCUGAAGAUGCUGGUUUGCACUGUGCCACUGGUACUCAUUGUUUUCGGACUGCUAAUAUUCAAAACAUAUCCUAUAGAUGAAGAAACCAGAAAAUGCAACCAAAAACAACUGCAAGCAAUACUGGACUCUGAUUCUGAUUCUGAAUCGUCAGCACUUGGGAGCAGUGUUUAGUACAGCCUGCACAGGGCUUGACAUUUUGCACCUGUUACAAAAGAGAAGCAAGCCCUGAACCAUGGACUACACAGCUGCUUCUCUGAGAACUCCCAUGGAGCCCCCUCGUGGCAAAACUGUGUUAGUUCUCUGUAUGAAGAAAUAUUAUUUUCCAAAGAACUUUAGUUUCAAGGGCUGUUUACAACUGCAUUGUUUCAUUAUGAAUUUGGGGUUCUGACGUCAAUCCCCCUGGUUUACUCGAUUCAAGGGUUGCAGCUGUUUCACGUGUCAGAUGUGUAGCAAUUCAGAUGGUCUGAAUUGAAUUGCCAAUAUGUGCCCUUAUUUUGAAGGGUCCACCAGCACUGUUCCAUUGAAUGAGGUUGAAGCUGUGACAGUUUCUACUCAUGAUUUUAUAUUCCACAUCUAAAUGUGAAGUCUACUUGAAUUCAAAUGAGGGGGAAGCCACAUGACAACAACUCGGCUGUAUCUAUCUCCCUAAAUGACUGCCUUACACACUGUGUCUUAUAAGAUUGUCUGUACUUUUGUCUUUCCUUUUUGCUACAUGCAAGAAGGAAAUUAAUUUUGAAUGGAGCUUUAAGUUUUCAUCGUUCUAGUUGGCACAGAAUGGCUCAAAGUAUUUUAGCAACACUCACUGCAAACCACUCAUUGCUUAAUUUAAGUAUUUAUUGUGAGUAAUACAGAUUGUAAUUCCCCUGUGGACUGAAAUAUUUAAAUUAUUUAUUAACACCUGUUGCUCAAAAUGUAACACAAAGAUGAAGGUAAUAUUCCUGUAGAGAUUUGCACUGAACACAAGGCCUCAGUGUUCCGAGUUGCUGCUAUAAAAUAGUGUGUAAAAUGAGAUGUAAAAAAAAAGUAAUUUAAAACUGUGAAUAAAGUUUGUUGUGCUGAAGGUUUUUUAAAAUGUUUUCUUGAAUUUGCUUUUGAAUAAAUUAAAAACGCUCCAACCUUU
Messenger RNA from Periophthalmus magnuspinnatus, 2833 nucleotides. Its product is annotated as sodium-dependent lysophosphatidylcholine symporter 1-B-like. Gene Ontology annotation, biological process: carbohydrate transport. Gene Ontology annotation, molecular function: lysophospholipid:sodium symporter activity. The coding region runs from base 328 to 1884 and encodes 518 amino acids. The transcript is spliced from 14 exons. Gene Ontology annotation, cellular component: membrane. The record is from RefSeq and is a predicted model, not a curated record. NCBI's taxonomy places the organism in Eukaryota, Metazoa, Chordata, Actinopteri, Gobiiformes, Gobiidae.